Messenger RNA from Drosophila teissieri, 1208 nucleotides. RefSeq lists its product as uncharacterized. The record is from RefSeq and is a predicted model, not a curated record. Lineage: Eukaryota; Metazoa; Arthropoda; Insecta; Diptera; Drosophilidae. The transcript has 2 exons. The coding region runs from base 102 to 1190 and encodes 362 amino acids.
GCCUUGCCCACAUCCGACAGCUUUAGGUCACAUUCUCCGACAAUACUGAAAGCACAAAAAGUAUUUAGUUUCAGUUUUUACGAUUCAAAUUUUCAAUUAUAAUGAUCGCCAAACUGAAACAACAACAUGAGGAGCGCUGGCAUUAUCCGCCCAGACUACCGCCCACCAAAUUUCGGUAUGUUGCAUGUGGAAAGGUACCAUUUUACGGGCACAACGAUAAGCCGAAGUAUAAGCCCUGCUGGCAGAAUCCGCUCAGUGUGCCGGAACAAGCUCGCUUCGGAGUUUGCUGGGAGUAUCCGCCGGAGCGGUACAAGCGACGUCCACUGCCGCCACCGUGCCGAGGAUCGACCGCUCCCAUUCACUUGCUGAAGCCCACCUUUAAGCAUUGUGAGAAUAUCUACACCCGCUACGAUUUUAAGCUCGAGCAGUGUGUGCACGAGCAAACUCUAGUUGUUGACCAGAAAAUGAAGGUCCUAAAGAAUGAGCUGGCGCAGGCUAAGCCAUUGCAGAUUGAGAAGGUUAAGGAGAUGCGUUACCAUGGAGUGCGUUAUCGCAUUUUGGCCGGCUCGACCGGAUGCACCAAGACCUAUCCGGAGUACUUAAGCCGGAUGACCGAAGAGCGGGCCCUUUGCGAGUUUCAGAGAGCCUACAAUAUCGUUAAUCAGUCCAACACCGAUUUGAGCAAUUUGUAUCUGGACAUGCGUGAGUCAAAAAAGGAGCUGGAUCAACGCGUAUCCAGGUUGGACCGGACUUUGGAUAGUACAUACUUGAAAGAUCUAGAUUCGGUGUUGCAAAUAAUCAAGGAUCUAAACACAUAUUUCUUUGGCGUGAUUGUGAAACUGAAGACGUGGGCGGAACUGAUGGACCCUAUGAAAAAGCACUCUAUUGAGGACUAUCUAGGGCUUUUAUGUCAGGAGAUGGACUUCCAAACUUUCAUGAGGGCAGGCAUGGAGAACUGCACCUGCAAGCGGUGCGACAAGAAGGAUCCCUUGAAGCCGUACCUUCCAUGCUGGUGUCAGCUGGAAACCAGCGAAGAUAUUACAAAUCCUAAGAAUUUCGAUGAUGAUUGUCCAAGGAACAUUGCAGUCAUCAAGGAAAACGACAGUGACAUUGUGACACCUAGUUCCACCUCCUUGCUAGUGAGGGCGGCGGAUGAGAAGGCCAGACUUGCAGCGGAACAGGCAAAUUAAAAUGUCUCAUAAUUUGCU